AUGGCUUCGCAACGCACUCUCAAGAUUGCACUCUCCCUCGCUGUCGUUGUGGCUCUGCUGACCUCGCCGUUCACCCAGGUCGCAAAUCUGACCUACAACUGGAUGAGAUCUUUCUGGCAACGGCCCUCCGCCCUCACAAUGUCUGUCAAGCUUGAAAACACUUCCAUUGCCGAGGUUCUCGCUGGGCUCGAACACGGACAAUUUACGGCUGUCGAGCUGGUGACGACAUAUAUCAAACGAAUCGAACAACUGAACCCACGGGUCCAUGCGGUAUCCCAACUCAACCCCGAUGCUCUCGCUAUAGCACGCGACAGAGAUUCCGAACGAAAAGCAGGAGUCCCUCUUGGCAUCCUUCAUGGAGUACCAGUGCUUGUUAAGGACGUGGUUCUCACCAAAGACGGGUUGAAGUCGACAAAUGGCUGCUCCGGGUUGGUUGAUGCCAUACCCGCCUAUGAAGCGACCGUUAUCCGGCGCCUUCGUGAUCAAGGUGCCAUCCUCUUGGGGAAAACUGUGCCGACGCAAUGGGCAAACUAUCGGAAUCCCGGACGUGCCUCAGGAGGCUGGUCAGCAGUAGGAGGCCAAUGCUUGGCCCCUUACCACGUAGAUCAAGACCCAUCUGGCUCUUCGUCAGGGAGUGCAGUCGCUGCUUGUCUUGGACUUGCAGCGGCCACCAUAGGGACCGAGACAUCCGGGAGCUUGAGCUCGCCAGCUCAAAGAUCCGCGGUUUUCAGCAUCAAACCCACUGUUGGGCUCACUUCCAGACACGGCGUGUAUACUGUGAGCGAAUGGCAAGAUACUGUAGGUGUCAUCGGCCGUACUGUCCGGGAUGCGGCAACUAUUCUUACUGCCAUUGCGGGAUCGGAUCCAGCGGAUCCGUUCACCAUCUCGGACCCUCGAGACAACGACGGCGUCCAGAAACCAGCGGAGGGCACAAACUUUGCCGAAGCUUGUACAGAGCAUGGACUUCGAGGCAAAAGAAUUGCUGUCCCACGACACCUCUUUCCGCAAGACAAGGUCGUGAAUGCUGCUUUCGAUGAGGCCCUCUUGUUGAUGGAAUCUCUUGGCGCCUCUAUCGUGGACAACGUCCACUUUUCAGAGUUCAACAGUAAUUAUACAUUCUCAGAGGACCUGGAAUGGACCCUCGGGCUCCGGAUUGCGCUCCGCGAAAACAUGAAGAAGUCGCUUGCGGCGUAUGAAGAGAACCCGAAAUCUCUCCAUGAGCUCUCUGAUGUUAUUAAAUACACCCAAGAGACUCCUGAAGAAGAAAACGAGAAAUGGGGAGUUGGGGAAUGGUUGAAGUGCGAAGAACUUGGCCAACAAUAUGGACCAGACUCUCACGAGUUUCGCCAUUCAAUGAGUCUGCGAAAUCGUAUCGGCAAGCAAAUAGAUGAGCUCCUCAGUCGCACCCAGUCUGAUUUCAUCUUCGUCCCCUCUAUCGAUACCAGCGCAAAUGUCGGGGGCUGUCCUACCAUUGGCGUCCCUCUCGGCUUUUACCCACCCGAGCACCCCAUCACGCGACGAAAGUCGAAUGGCCUCGUGAGUGUCGGGCCGCAUGUGCCUUUCGGCGGGCUGUUCGUGGGCCGUCGGUGGUCUGAUUUCGAUCUCAUCUCAGCCGCACACGCCUUCGAGCAAGGCUCCAGGGUCAGAGAUAAGGUCUCUCCCGUGAUUUCUUCUGACGUGGAGCUUCCGCUUCGCAAAGAAGAGGGCUUCCCAUAUGUUCUUGCCAGCACGAAGACAGCUGACAUGGCGACUCAAGCCUCUCUGAACUACCUUGCCCCCCUGCCCCAAUGGGACGACAUCAAGCCAUACGAAAUUUCUGGUCGGGUGGCCCCGGGACAGCAGAAAAACAACCUUGAAUUUGUGCCGCAGGUUGUUGAGGUUCAUGAUGCUCGCGAUUGGGGUGACAAAUUUGCCCUGGAUACAACUGGAUUUGAAUGGGUCUCCCAUAACACCACAGAGGGUCUCGAUACGGACGCCAGCGUGACGAGAUACGUGGAAGAGCUCGAGGCGUUCCUUGGCAAAUAUCUGGAGGCUGACAUGGUCUUGACCUUCCAGUACCAGAUCCGGAAGCGGAAUUUGGAUAUCCUAGACCCUCGGGUGCGACCCCCAAGCAACUUCGUCCACGUUGGUAGGCUCAUGAACAUGGCAAUCAACCCGGUUCCCCGAGACGUUGACUUUCACACAGACGUCUCCCCCGCUGGGGCAGAGGCCCGGAUACGCUUCAGCUUCCCUAACGACGCAGAGAAGAUCUUACGCGGAAGUCUGUGGCGUCCUCUAUUCAGUCCAUUGCAGGAUUGCCCUCUGGCAUUGUGUGACUCGCGCACGGUUGAAGAAGAUGAGCUCGUGGAGAGCGAUUAUGUCUAUCCCAACUUUGUGAGUGAGUCACUCAUGGUGAAGCAUUCUCCACGCCAUAAAUGGUUUUACCUCCCAGAGCAACGCAAGGACGAGCUACUGAUCAUUACGAACUAUGAUUCGGCAUCAGGGAGACGCACUCCACACACAGGCUUCGAGCUCCAGAAUUGCAGUGAUGCGGUCAGGCCUCGAGAAAGCAUUGAGAUGAAGGUUGUCGUUUACAGUAAGGAGUGA
Molecule: messenger RNA, 2586 nt
Organism: Fusarium keratoplasticum
Lineage: Eukaryota; Fungi; Ascomycota; Sordariomycetes; Hypocreales; Nectriaceae
Product: Amidase domain-containing protein
Exons: 12
Coding region: 1-2586 (861 amino acids)
Molecular function (GO): oxidoreductase activity
Source: RefSeq, a predicted model, not a curated record